This is a messenger RNA of Perca fluviatilis (European perch), 1619 nucleotides long. RefSeq names its product carcinoembryonic antigen-related cell adhesion molecule 1-like. Bases 80 to 1051 code for a protein of 323 amino acids. The transcript is spliced from 5 exons. The record is from RefSeq and is a predicted model, not a curated record. NCBI's taxonomy places the organism in Eukaryota, Metazoa, Chordata, Actinopteri, Perciformes, Percidae.
GCACUUAUUCCACUGUUGCACAAACUCAGAUGGCAGAAGUCAGGUAACAUUGGAAGAGGACCAAACUGAGUAAUACACCAUGAACUAUACGAUUCUUAGGUCAACCAUACUUGUCUUCCUCUCCUCAGCAGGUCUUUGCUAUGGAGCCGGUGUGCUCACCGUCGACUUACUUAGUGAAGUAGCAGGGCAGAGUGUGACCUUCACAACAUCUGUAAAACCGACAGCUGAACCAUUUAUGGCAUUGACUUGGAGCUUCAAUGGUACCACCAAUGUAAUAACUUCAACCAGUGUAGAUGUAGUGGGACCAGACUAUGAGAACAGGAUCAUCCUGGAUAAAUCUACUGGAUCUUUGGUGCUUAGAAACCUGACUGAAAAGGACAGCGGAGAAUAUGACUUAAUCAUCAUCCCACAUGGAGCUGGGCAGAUUCAAGGAACUGCUAAACUGGAUGUGCUGACCAAAGUGUCGAAACCCACUAUGGCCUGCCCCACAGAAAACUUAAUAGAAGGUAAAACCUCCCUGAACCUAACCUGCGAUGCUGACAGCUUUAAGUCUAGAGUGUGGAUGAAGGACGGAAAACCUCUGGUUUCUGGAGAUGGAUUCAGCUUUCACAAUGGCAACAGAGUGUUGUCCAUCAGCCCCGUGAACCGGAGAGACACUGGAGAGUUUCUUUGUAACGUUAGCAAUGAUUUCAGCUUUGACACGGCCAAAUGCAACCUUGAAGUCUAUUAUGGACCCGACAGACCAAUAAUCGUUCAGACACCAAUAGGAGCAGAACUGGAAGAGAGUGUUGUUCUUAGCUGCUUUGCCGAUUCCCUACCUAAGGCAACUUUCCUCUGGACGUUCAAACACAUGAUGAUGCAUGGGUAUGUACACUACAUUCAUGAGAUGGAAGAGAUGGACCUGGGGAGGUACACCUGCACUGCCCAUAACCGUAUCACUGGUCUGAAAGCCUCUGUGUUCCACAACCUGCAUGACUCCUCCACUCCCAUCAGUGGUUCUAUGUCCAUGUUUUGCACUGUCCUGACCAUGGUGGCACUCAUAUCGGUCUAAAGACUGUAUUUUGUCUGUGGAAAUAGAGGUUAUAUAACAACCUUGCUCAUUUUGAUCUACAAUUGGAUUUACUUUAGAUAAUGUGUGUGUGUGUUAAGUGUUAAGCAUUUUUGCUGUGUCUCUUUAAAUGUUAUUUUCACAUAAAAUAAAGUUGUGAAUGAUACAUGGUAAAAUUAACCAGUGGUCCCUCACAUUUGCUUUUGCCCUGCAGUAUUUUUAAAAUGUUCUUCAGUAAUCUACAUCUGUAACAUUCAUUGUUGUGUUUAAUGAUUAACAGCUGCCUCGGUUUGUCGUAUUGUAUAUUAAGACAACUGAAGUAUCGCUAAUUGCUGUAAUGGCACCUCUUGCUUAAGAGAACAGUACAAUUUGUCCCCACAGCAGAGAUGGGCUCAUGUCUGCUAACAGAUUCAGCUUUAAUGAAUCAAUCUUGACACUUGGCAUUUCAGGUGUUUUAUAACAGAACUACUUUAUAUACUUUGUUCUUGUAUAUGAUUCACCCGUCAAAUGUAUAAUAAAGUGUUUAUGCUGUUUAACACAGACUGAGGCCUGGUAACAUCUUAUCAACUUA